This is a messenger RNA of Tupaia belangeri chinensis (Chinese tree shrew), 1004 nucleotides long. It is a transcript of the gene AKIP1, whose product is annotated as A-kinase interacting protein 1. The record is from RefSeq and is a predicted model, not a curated record. Gene Ontology annotation, biological process: regulation of non-canonical NF-kappaB signal transduction. NCBI's taxonomy places the organism in Eukaryota, Metazoa, Chordata, Mammalia, Scandentia, Tupaiidae. The transcript has 6 exons. Gene Ontology annotation, cellular component: nucleoplasm. The coding region runs from base 83 to 712 and encodes 209 amino acids.
CGCCCAGUCGCUUCGAGAGCGCGCCCGGCGCAUGCGCCUUGAGCCAAGGGCCGGGUGAGGGGCUUCCUAAGGAGGGGGAGACAUGGAGAACUGUUUGGCGGCCGCGGCGCUGAACGGGGUGGACCGACGGUCCUUGCAGCGCUCGGCCAAGCUGGGCCAAGAAGUGCUGGAACGGGCCAAGAGGAGGGCAGUGGACUGGCAUUCGCAGGAGCGUCCCAAAAGCAGCUUUGGGGUCAUUUCCCGGGAGGUGCCCUGCCCAGGAAGGCGGCCGGCCGCCGGCUCGCAGCGCCUUCUCCCAGGAGAGAAAGAAGAAAGACACCCAACCCUUAGUGCUUCCUUCAAAACAAUGGCUGAGUUCAUGGACUAUACUUCAAGUCAGUGUGGGAAAUAUUACUCAUCCGUGCCAGAGGAAGGAGGGGCAACCCACGUCUAUCGUUACCACAGAGAAAGAGCAGAGCGUCACAUGUGCAAGGACGUAGGGAAUGGUCAGACAAAAGACAGAGAAAAGACAUCCAUUGGUCCUGGAGGCACCUGUCAGACAUCCAGUGCUCUGGAGGCAUCCCAGCCUGCUGAGAACAUCUCUAAGGACCUCUACAUAGAAGUAUAUCCAGGGACCUAUUCUGUUACUGUGAGCUCAAAUGACUUAACCAAGAAGACCCAUGUGGUUGCAGUUGAUUCAGGACAAAGCGUGGACUUGGUCUUUCCUGUAUGAUACUGACCGUCACUGCUGUCACCUCACUUUUUUUUUUAAAUAGCAAGAAGAAUAAAGGCACCCUAUAAUUUUCUUAUUGGUUACACAUUACUCCUGUCUUUAGUGCUGACUGGAAGGCUGGCCUUCCUGGAAACUAGAGUCUGUCCCAUUCAGUACAUAUCUUUAACUUGAGAGCACAGAAGUCCCCCAUCCUCAUUUUCCUGAAAAAAUGUACUGAUGCUAUCUGAGCAGUUUUUUACUGCUUACUUUCUAAGUAAGAUUAAUUAAAUAAAGGGAGUGAUUUGGAAACAAA